Messenger RNA from Paramecium tetraurelia, 639 nucleotides. RefSeq lists its product as uncharacterized. Lineage: Eukaryota; Ciliophora; Oligohymenophorea; Peniculida; Parameciidae. The record is from RefSeq and is a predicted model, not a curated record. The transcript is spliced from 2 exons.
AUGAUCCAACAUGGAGGUUUCAAAAUUCAACCGUAUACGAAUCAUGAUUAUUUCGUUACGAUAUCAUCCAAGGCUUCUAAAGAGGCUAAAAAUCAUAAAGCUAGAACAAUAUUCAACAUAUUGCAGUUUUAUAAACUUUGCAUCACUCUACCUAUAAAAAUUACCAACACUUUAGACUACUACUAUUUUAGGAUUCAAACAAUGGUUAUGUUAUAGUUAUAAUAGAGUUCAGCUUUAUCAUUUUAGAAAUUCGUUCAAUAUUUUUAUACAAUUCAAAAAUUAGAUCAAUAAGAUUAAAAGUAAAUAGUCACUCUAGUAUAGUGUGAUAUACCAACUAAUUAUAAUGAAAUUCUACUAACUAUUUGUGAAAAUGUGGAAUCUUUGUGGAAUUAUAGAUUAUUCAAUUGGAUUUGGUUACUUUCUAUAAUUGAUCCUCACUAGAAUUAUUAAAUCAACAAAGGAAAUGCGAAUAUCAUUAUCCUAAUAAUAGAUUAAUUGAGAUCUGAUGAUAGUAAUAUGCAGCAGUUCUAUUAAGUAUUUUUAAUUUUGGUAUCAUACUUUGAUAUCGGAUUCAAAAAAAGUGAUGAAAUGAUUUAAGAAUCUCAAAGUCAGAACUCUUAGUUAAAAAAUGUACAAUGA